AUGGCAACCAGCUCUUCCCACGUUGACAACUAUGAUGCCUCCAAGUUCUGGAUCGCUUCAGCCAGGAACUUUCGAACCUCUGCUCGCUUGCACUUGCAACACUUUCUCUUCCAAAACACUAUCGGCUAUCUCCUAGAGCCUAUCAUUGAGGAGUCCUUGGUGGCUUCUUCCCGGCCCCUGAAAGUUGCCGAUCUUGCUUGUGGAAAUGGCAUCUGGCUGACUGAACUGCAUUCCCACUUUGCGAAGAACAAUAUCUCAGCCCAGCGGGACGGAUUUGACAUCAACCCCGUGAACUUCCCGGAUGCAGCCUACCUGCCCGACUCGGUAUCCAUCAAGCAGCUUGACAUCCUUUCCAAGCCCCUCCCUGCCGAUUUGAUUGGCAUCUACGAUGUGGUCCAUAUCCGAGCCUUUGUUAGUGUGAUACCUGAUGGCGACCUGACACCUAUACUCUCUGUUGCCUCGGAGCUUUUGAAGCCGGGUGGUUUUCUUCGAUGGGAAGAGACUCGAGGCGAUAAAUGGGCCCAAGGCAUCAACAAUGAGUGGGUAGACGUACUCGACACACGUCUAGGCCAGUUUGGUUUCCAGGAUGCACGAUUGCUUUCCCAGGAGAAAAGAAAGCAGGAUUACAAAGGCUGGACUGAAGACUACUUGAUGGUGUGGGAGGAAUGUGCUGCUUUUUUUCUGCCAAAGUCGCAGGCAUUGGAUGCGCCAUUGACGCGAGAGGUGUGGACUGAAAUGUUUGCAAACAGUGUUAAAGAGACAGAGCAAGGCGUUGCGGUGCAUCAAGGAAAGGUCGUGACUGUGGUAGGCCGGAGGCCUCAAUGA
Molecule: messenger RNA, 825 nt
Organism: Talaromyces stipitatus ATCC 10500
Lineage: Eukaryota; Fungi; Ascomycota; Eurotiomycetes; Eurotiales; Trichocomaceae
Exons: 2
Coding region: 1-825 (274 amino acids)
Source: RefSeq, a predicted model, not a curated record